AAGACAGUAUAUAUCGUCAAACCGGAUGAAGGUUCUCAGGGCGAAGGAAUUUAUAUCAUCAAGGAUCCCAAAGAUUAUAUAUUAGAGGCUAACAAAAGACACUUAAUACAAGAAUACGUAGCUAAUCCGAUGUUGAUUGAUGGAUUGAAGUUCGAUCUGAGGCUGUACGUCGUUCUGACCAGUAUAGAACCGCUUACCAUUUACAUGUCAAAGGAUGGUCUAGCGAGGUUUUGCACUCAGCCCUAUAAAGCCCCUACGUCAAAAAACAUUGGAAAUCCCUACAUUCACCUAACCAACUAUUCUCUGAACAAGAAAAGUAAAUACUACAUACAUACGGAAUCAUCCCAAGAUGGCUCUAAAAGGUCUCUAUCCAAUGUAAUGAAACAGAUAAGAUUCCAAGGCUAUGAUGUUGACGUCAUCAAGAGGAAAAUCAAAGACCUCGUCAUCAAAACAUUGAUCGCCAUUGCUCCAGACCUCAAGUCUGAGUUUAGGAGCUGUCUGCCGGCUAGCGACAAAAAUAAAACCAUUUCCUGUUUUCAGAUCCUGGGUUUCGACAUAUUGUUGGACAGUGACGGGGCGCCAAUCUUACUCGAGGUCAACUCGAGUCCAAGUUUGAGGCUAGAUUUUGAA
Helobdella robusta is the source of this 630-nucleotide messenger RNA. RefSeq lists its product as hypothetical. Lineage: Eukaryota; Metazoa; Annelida; Clitellata; Rhynchobdellida; Glossiphoniidae. The annotation marks the transcript as partial. The record is from RefSeq and is a predicted model, not a curated record. The transcript is spliced from 5 exons. Gene Ontology annotation, molecular function: tubulin binding; tubulin-glutamic acid ligase activity. Gene Ontology annotation, cellular component: cilium. Gene Ontology annotation, biological process: microtubule cytoskeleton organization; protein polyglutamylation.